Toxorhynchites rutilus septentrionalis is the source of this 6579-nucleotide messenger RNA. RefSeq lists its product as uncharacterized. The coding region runs from base 272 to 3859 and encodes 1195 amino acids. NCBI's taxonomy places the organism in Eukaryota, Metazoa, Arthropoda, Insecta, Diptera, Culicidae. Gene Ontology annotation, molecular function: nucleic acid binding. The record is from RefSeq and is a predicted model, not a curated record. The transcript has 2 exons.
GUUUACAUUGUUAUUGUUGUGGAGAGUCAUUGUUUAUCGUCCAUAGUGAAAUGUAUCGUUUAGUCAUGUCGUGAAUAAAGUUUGUUUUUAUUUAUUGUACCGUGCGCGUUUCAUUAACCCUGUCGUGAUAUUGUCCCAGUGCAAGUCCAGGGUCCCGCGGUACAAAAGUGGCGACGAGUAAUCGCGAGUGUGUGUUGUUUUUCACCGUCGGAAAAACACACUGAACAUUUUGCCCCCCGCGCGUAAGAAAAGAAAGUGGAGUGAAAGUGCGAUGGCGAGCAACGACGACGGACAGAAUAGUGUUGACCCCACGGGUGUGAUAAACAAUCAACGGCAACAAAACCAGCCGAUUAUCCCCGUGCCGGCGGUCCACUAUCAGCAGCAGUUUAUUCCCGUCUCUGCCGCCCAGCAACAGCAGUACGCGCCCUUCCCGCCCCACCAACCGCAAGCACAGGUCGGUAGCGAUGUGUUCGUGCAAAUUUUGCAAAUGAUGCAGCAGCAGCACCGAGAGAUGAUGACCCAGCUGAUUCAACAGCAGCAGCAAAGUGAUGAGAAGCAUGAACGCUUUCUCCGUACGAUCGCAUCGUCAAUCAACGUGCAGGUACCACCGAAUCCGGAACAGAUUCUUGACUCUUUGGCCGGCAACAUCAAGGAAUUCCGGUUCGAGGCCGACUCCAACGUGACGUUUGCGGCUUGGUACUCGAGAUACGACGAUCUCUUCGAGAAGGAUGCUGCUAGAUUGGACGGUGAAACAAAAGUUCGUCUUCUUUUGCGAAAGCUGGGUGCAUCGGAGCACGAACGGUAUGUGAGUUACAUUCUGCCUAAACUUCCAAAAAAUUUUAGCUUCCUGGAAACAGUGGCCAAGCUCAAGAGCCUGUUCGGAGCAAAAGAAUCGGUGAUCAGCCGUCGCUACCGAUGCCUGCAGAUAGCGAAAAAUCCUGCAGAGGACCAUGUGGCAUUCGCUUGCCGCGUAAACAAGGCUUGCGUGGAGUUUGAGCUGGGUAAGCUCUCGGAGGAGCAAUUCAAGUGCUUGGUCUACGUGUGUGGUUUAAAAUCGGAGAACGACGUCGAGAUUCGCACCCGCCUCCUCACGAAAAUAGAAGAGAGAAAUGACGUGACGUUGGAGCAGCUUUCGGAGGAGUGUCAGCGACUGUACAACCUGAAGCACGACAGCGCCAUGAUCGAAUCUCCGUCCACGUAUGACCAAGUACAAGCGAUAAGAAAAUUUGGUGGGAAGCGGUACGAAAAGCGUGACCGUGAGUCACCGAAACAUCCUUCCAGUGACACCGACAGGAAACCAAAUUCGCCAUGUUGGUUUUGCGGUGGAUUCCACUACGUUCGGGACUGUAGAUACAAGAGCCACAAGUGUUCCGAAUGUGGCCAGUUCGGGCAUCGUGAGGGGUACUGUGCCAGUGCCAAACCCCGAAAAACUGGAAGGAGGCGCAGGAAGCAACCAGUGUCCGCCAAGGUGGUGGUCGUCGAUGUGUGCAGUGUGCAGCAACGACGCAGAUAUGUCUCCGUGGGCUUUUCCGGAACAAAAAUUCGCCUGCAACUCGACACCGCCUCAGACAUCACCGUCAUUAGCAGGGAGAUUUGGCGGAGCAUUGGCAGUCCUGCGUUAUCGUCAGCAACGGUGAAGGCGAAGACGGCAUCUGGCAGCAUACUAUCGCUCGAUGGGGAGUUCGAGUGCGACGUCACCAUCGGAAGCAGUACACGACGUGAGCUCAUCCGUGUAACCGAGAAGCAGCUGCAGUUACUCGGAUCCGAUUUGGUCGACAGUUUCAACCUUUGGGCCGUCCCUAUGGACACCUUCUGUUGCCACGUGUCUGGAACGCCAGUGUCGACAGGUGCACUCAAGUCGUCUUUUCCAGAGGUCUUCAGCGAGAAGCUCGGCUUGUGCACCAGAACAAAAGUGAAGUUGGAGUUGAAAGAAAACGUUCGACCCGUCUUCUGUCCGAAGCGUCCGGUAGCUUACGCUAUGUAUGAUACCGUUGAUCGCGAGCUCGACCGGCUAGAGAAAUUGGACAUCAUCACCCCGGUCGAUUAUUCGGAGUGGGCCGCUCCGAUCGUCGUAGUCCGCAAGUCCAAUGACUCCAUCAGGAUUUGCGGAGACUACUCAACGGGUCUGAAUGCAGCUCUCCAAUCACAGCAGUAUCCACUUCCACUUCCGGAUGACAUCUUCGCCAAGCUGGCUAAGUGUAAAAUCUUCAGCCAGAUAGAUUUGUCCGACGCCUUCUUACAGGUGGAAGUUGACCUCUACAACGGCCUGCCGCCGGGUUUGAAGAUCGCGCCUGGCGCAUUUCAGCAGCUCAUCGACACAAUGUUAGCCGGACUGAAGGGCACUUCUGGCUACCUCGAUGACGUCAUCGUCGGCGGAGAAACUGAAGAGGAGCACGACCUCAAUCUACGGGGUGUCCUGAAGCGAAUCCAAGAUUUCGGAUUCACGAUUCGUGUUGACAAGUGUUCGUUUCGCAAGCAGCAAAUCCGAUACUUGGGGCACAUCGUCGACAGUCGCGGGUUGCGACCAGAUCCGGCGAAAAUCGAGGCGAUCACCAAGCUGCCGCCUCCAGCCGAUGUAUCCGGUGUGCGAUCGUUUUUGGGAGCCAUCAACUACUACGGCAAGUUCGUCCCCAACAUGCGCAUGCUACGCUACCCGCUCGACAAUCUCCUCAAGGUGGAGACGAAGUUCAGCUGGAGUCCGGAGUGCCAGAAAGCGUUCGACCGGUUCAAGCAGAUUCUCUCGUCGGAUCUUCUCCUCACACACUACGAUCCGAAGCGGGAAAUCAUCGUUUCUGCUGACGCUUCAUCCGUUGGACUUGGGGCUACCAUUAGCCAUAGGUUCCCAGAUGGAACCAUCAAGGUGGUCCAACAUGCAUCCAGGGCGCUCAUGAAGGCAGAACAGGGCUACAGUCAGCCCGAUCGCGAAGGUCUGGCCAUCAUCUUCGCCGUCACGAAGUUCCACAAAAUGCUCUUCGGACGGCACUUCCGUUUGCAAACCGAUCAUCGCCCGCUGCUUCGUAUCUUCGGCUCUAAGAAGGGAAUUCCAGUGUACACUGCGAACCGCCUGCAACGCUUCGCCCUCAACUUGCUGCUCUACGACUUUGAGAUCGAGUACGUGUCCACUGAGAAGUUCGGCAACGCAGACCUGCUCUCCCGGUUGAUCGACCAGCACAUCAAGCCUGAAGAGGACUACGUCAUCGCGAGUCUCAAUCUGGAAGAGGAUAUUAGGUCAGUAGUAAUCAAUACGGUUAAAGUGUUGCCUCUCAAUUUCAGAGUCGUUGCGCAAAGCACCCAAGCAGAUCCGCUGCUCCGUCAAGUCCACCGCUACGUUCAGAACGGCUGGCCCCAGUCAACACUCGAUGGGUCAGAACUUCGCCGGUUCCAAUCAAGGCAGGAAUCGCUCUCUGUGGUGGAUGGGUGUAUUUUGUUUGCCGAACGACUCGUCAUUCCGUCGCUGCAUCGGAAACGGUGCCUCGAACAGCUGCACCGUGGCCAUCCGGGCAUGCAGCGAAUGAAAGCCAUCGCUAGGAGCUACGUGUACUGGCCUACGUUGGAUGCCGACAUCGUCAGCUUCGUCAAGGCAUGCCAGCAGUGUGCGUCUGUAGCUCGAUCACCUCCUCACUCUCCACCGGUGCCGUGGCCCAAAUCGACCGCUCCGUGGCAACGCGUCCACGUCGACUUCGCCGGUCCAAUCGAAGGCGACUACUACCUGCUCGCUAUCGAUUCGUUCUCUAAGUGGCCCGAGAUCAUCCGAACGACCCGCAUCACCUGUUACCAGUGCGCGGUAACAUAUGUAUUUACUGUGUAUGAAGUCGGCUCAUUAUUGUAUUCACCACUCGUAACGCUUGAAACAAACUAAUGUUUUUCGUGUGAAAUAGAAUUUCUGUUUUAUUUGUAGUAAAAAUACAAUCGAUACCUUAUACUAAAAUACAAUUGUAAACUCGAAAUAUCAUUUAUAUAAUGUAAAACUUCAACCAACCGCCACACAAGCCUGCCACCUGUCACCCAAGCUACCAUGCCAUAUUCACCACAGCCAAGGAUCCGGUUCCCGCCAUGCCUGGUCAAUAGGAAUGGGAGAGAUAAUAAAAGGACGUCGAAUGACGUGUAAGAGGAGGAUUCGGCCCUCGAGAGUCUAAGAGGCAACACGUAGUUGAACCACACGUUCUGUGGAAGUGAUUCGCCGGUGAUUAUAUCACGCAUCAACGGUGUAACUCGAGUGAGAAAGCAUCAACGGUGUAACUCGAGUGAGAAAGGAUCGAAAUUCCUGAGGAAAAAUCCCAGAAAACGUUCGUGCAAGUGAACGGAAAGCCGUGUGACAGUUUUCAAAGUGCCACGGCCUACCCCCAAGAAUUGGGGAGUUAUUUGAGAGAGCGUACACCUUGUUACGUCAUCACGCGCAGCAUUGCGUGACAGCAGAGAUUUUCCCGCCGGAAUACCGGCAGUUCAUGAAGAGGAGUCAUCCAGGACAUCGGGAACCGGCAACAGCAGCAGCAGCAGGAGACGUGGCGUGGUGGCUUGGAUGGAUCCGGAGACAAAGAAAAUGUAUGUGAACAAUAAAUGUUAAGGGCGAUUUGUUACCAGUGCGCGGUAACAUAUGUAUUUACUGUGUAUGAAGUCGGCUCAUUAUUGUAUUCACCACUCGUAACGCUUGAAACAAACUAAUGUUUUUCGUGUGAAAUAGAAUUUCUGUUUUAUUUGUAGUAAAAAUACAAUCGAUACCUUAUACUAAAAUACAAUUGUAAACUCGAAAUAUCAUUUAUAUAAUGUAAAACUUCAACCAACCGCCACACAAGCCUGCCACCUGUCACCCAAGCUACCAUGCCAUAUUCACCACAGCCAAGGAUCCGGUUCCCGCCAUGCCUGGUCAAUAGGAAUGGGAGAGAUAAUAAAAGGACGUCGAAUGACGUGUAAGAGGAGGAUUCGGCCCUCGAGAGUCUAAGAGGCAACACGUAGUUGAACCACACGUUCUGUGGAAGUGAUUCGCCGGUGAUUAUAUCACGCAUCAACGGUGUAACUCGAGUGAGAAAGCAUCAACGGUGUAACUCGAGUGAGAAAGGAUCGAAAUUCCUGAGGAAAAAUCCCAGAAAACGUUCGUGUAAGUGAACGGAAAGCCGUGUGACAGUUUUCAAAGUGCCACGGCCUACCCCCAAGAAUUGGGGAGUUAUUUGAGAGAGCGUACACCUUGUUACGUCAUCACGCGCAGCAUUGCGUGACAGCAGAGAUUUUCCCGCCGGAAUACCGGCAGUUCAUGAAGAGGAGUCAUCCAGGACAUCGGGAACCGGCAACAGCAGCAGCAGCAGGAGACGUGGCGUGGUGGCUUGGAUGGAUCCGGAGACAAAGAAAAUGUAUGUGAACAAUAAAUGUUAAGGUUAGUUUAGUCUAAAAACUAGUUGUCGUGAUUUAGAACGCCUCACAUCCGAAACGACCCUGAAUCUAUGAGCUAGAUCUCAUUGUAAUCAAUGGACAAAAAAAGUUCAGUAACACACCUCUGCUGCGACCAUCAGCAUCUUGCGUGGGUUGUUCGCGCGGCUGGGUAUGCCCGUAACCUUGGUCAGUGACAACGGUACCCAGUUUACCAGCGCCGAAUUCGCCGAUUUCUGCGCUUCCAAUGGCAUCGAGCACCUUACGACAGCACCGUUUCAUCCACAAUCAAAUGGCCAGGCGGAACGAUUUGUGGAUACCUUCAAGCGAGCCGUCAAGAAAAUUCGAGAGGGGAGAGGAUCCAUUGAAGAAGCACUGGAUGUCUUCUUGCUGACGUACCGAAGCACGCCCAGUCGUGCUCUGCCGGAUCAGAAGUCGCCAUCUGAGAUCAUGUUUGGUCGCAAAAUCCGAACGUGUCUCGAGCUUCUGCGUCCACCACCGGUACGUGUCCCAGUACCAACCGACGAUGACCGCAAGCAACCGAGGUCCUUCAACCGAAACGAGACCGUGUACGCCAAACUAUAUGGUCGUACCGGUUGGAAGUGGGCUCCUGGUGUCGUCGUCGAGAAGAUCGGAGACGUUAUGUACAACGUGUGGGUCGAAGAUCGCCGAAUGCUACGCUCGCAUAUCAACCAACUUCGGAGUCGCCUUGCUGCUGGCGCGAUACCGAAGCAACCCACUGUACAUGCCACCUUAAACCAACAUUCGCUGCCGCUGGACAUUUUGCUGGAUGCCUGGGAUCUCCCAAGCCAAUCACCAGGUCCAUCUUCACCAGAGCCUGUCUCCAGUGCUGAGAGAACCAUGGUAGAUUCCGGGCCGACUCUUGCAACGUCUACGCCACGUCAUGAGGUCUCGGCGUUCGUCCCGUCAUCAGCAUCGUCAUCAUCAACAACAACAACGCCAACAUCGACAGAGUUCGAGUCCGCUGUCGAAGUAGAACUAGCUGUAGACAUCCCUAGGCGCUCUUCACGACUACGAAGACCGCCAGUAAGGUUUGAUCCGUACCACCUCUAUUAAGAGGGGAGAUGUUGUGGACAACCCUAUUUUGCCGCGCUCGGAUACGUUAUUCAUCCGACGCAGCUCAGACCGCAGGGCUCGCGUGCGACAGCAUGACUGUCACUGAGCGAUGCUGGAGAUGCGCAUAUAUGUGUUUUUAAU